This is a messenger RNA of Gryllus bimaculatus (two-spotted cricket), 225 nucleotides long. The record is from the annotation of a GenBank genome assembly. NCBI's taxonomy places the organism in Eukaryota, Metazoa, Arthropoda, Insecta, Orthoptera, Gryllidae.
CGCCACGUGGUGGUGUUCCCGCGGAGGCUGCGGCCCGGGGCGCCCCUGGCGGCACUAGCGCUGUGGCCGGGCACCGACAAGCGCUCGCUCACCGCGCGCCUCACGUGCGACGGCCGCGAGGUGGCGCAGCAGACGCACGCCCUCGGCCCCGACGCCUACGCCGCGCUGCUGCAGCUUCCGCGCAAAUUAACAACAUUUUGUGAGGCAGUGGGUUUUUCGUACCAA